UUUUUCCUCCGAUUUUCCUUUCACCUCGUUCUGACAGAUCAAAACAAAUCUUCAGACAUUAAAAAAUCGCGUGCAUUCGCCGACGACAACGAGGUGGCUCAAAAAUUAUAAAAAUAAUUCGUUCCACAGAACACUCUCAUAACCGACCACAAUGGACGUGCUGAGCCGACCCGCGGACGAGUUUGUCAACGAUGGCAUGGUGGAGGAACUUUGGGCCAUGAAAGCGGUCGAGCACGCCGAAAUUCACUUCAACCUGCUGUGCAGCGUCGAUCCGCGCCAGCUCCACCUCACCCCGUACGAUAACGAAAUUUACGAAGAGUUCCGCCGGAAUUUCCCCGACCUGGACGUUUCGGUGGUGAAGGAGGCCGACCUUAAAAGUGGCGACGGAAAGGCCAAAUGGCGCGCGUACGUCGAAAAGUUCAACCGGCUGGAGGACUUUAGCUACGGGACGCUGCUGCGGGCCGACGCAACCGAGGAAUUCCAACCGGACAAUGCCAUCCUGGUGGUGAGGAUUCAAUUUUGGGCGAUAGAAGUGGCCCGGAACCGGGAGGGCUGCAACGACGUGCUUCGGGGGAAGUUUCGCGGGCGCAGCAAAAAGGAGGAAUAGAGACGGGAUUAAUUUGUAAAAAAAAUGUUUGCGUCUUUUGCUGGUUGGCCUUCGGAUAUGAUGACCGCCCCGGGGUCAUAGCGAAACAGCGGGCAGAUUAAUCCUAGAAAACCGAUUUCAACCGGGCAGAUUUAUGAUGGAUAACCGCGUUUAAAAUCAUAAAUUGCGUAGUAUUUGUUUUUGUAUCAUUUUGCUUGCUACUAGAAGAAUAUUAACGUGUUUGAAAGUGGGAAGGGCUUCUUCGGGCGCUGGCAGAAGAGGUGAUAGUGUCCUCCCGGUUUUAGGCGUGCAGCUCCGAACCCUGCUUCUUUUCGAUUCUCUGUUUUCUCAGCAGCAGUCG
Molecule: messenger RNA, 947 nt
Organism: Culex pipiens pallens (northern house mosquito)
Lineage: Eukaryota; Metazoa; Arthropoda; Insecta; Diptera; Culicidae
Product: protein PBDC1
Exons: 2
Coding region: 152-607 (151 amino acids)
Cellular component (GO): cytoplasm
Source: RefSeq, a predicted model, not a curated record